GUCAUCCUCCACUCCAGCCAUUGGGCCCCCCACCCCCACCCCCUGUGCUGGCUGCACUUCUGUGGUGGCUUCAGCUGUUGAGCCCAGGCAUCUUCCCACAGCCCCCCACCCCCGGCUAUUUUGGUAUCUCUGAAGUGGGCCUUCACUAUGAAACAGUCCAAGGGGGCCAGGAACUAUGUGUUCUACGCACAGCACCCAGAGAAGGAGGAGGAGGUGCCCUCAUGGUUUGAGAUCAAGCAGACCCCUGUGGUCAUGGCCACAAUCAAAGGUCCAGGGCCUGCCAAGUACCUCCGGCCAUCCUGUACUGGCUAUAUAGCCCAUGACAUCUCCAUGUUCCAGGAGCCAGCUUAUAGUCUGCACAGGCGGCACACUAAGAAACGGAUCAUAGACAUAAGUAGCCCUGGACCUUGCUAUUUCUUGGAUCCCAAAGCAACUCGUUUUGGAAUAUCUACCUGUCCCCAGGUCCCCAUGGAGGAGCGCAUCGCCAGCCUACGCAUAAAUUGCACACCAUCCUCCUGCCAGUACAACCCUGAGAAGACUCGACCCCCUGGGGAACGUAGGCCUCCCCAGUACACUUUUGGCUACCGGUGUCCAUAUAGAGUGAUGGACCCCAACCCGGCUUCUAACAAGUACCAGCUGCCACUCACGUUGGGGCCCAACACCCCUGUCUUCCGAGCUGCCCCUUCCUAUAGUCUGGCUUCCACAAACAAGAAUUGGUUCCACAAGGAGAAUAUAGCAGGGGGUCCUGGACCUGCUGUGCAUACGCGACCUGAGCCGUCUGUCUACCAGAACCGCAGCCCCGUGUUUAGCAUGGCCAAGCGCUUUGGCUUUCCUCUGGACCACACGCGUCGGCCUGGCCCUGGCUCCCACAACAUCCAGCCGGUCACUGUGCACAAGCCCCGAAUACCUGCCUUCACCAUGGGCAUCAAACACUCACCCCACUUGUGCCCACUGAUUGUGGACAUUCGUGACUGAGGCCUCUGUUGGUGCAUGCCCUCUCACCUCACAGAUGUUAUUUUCCUAGAUCACACUGAGCAACUCGAACAUGGAUUCCUCUAGCAGAGCUUGUGCCUGCUGAGUGGCUAGAACACAGAGGCAUUGGAUAAAUAUUUUUGUUUAUUCAUU
This is a messenger RNA of Mastomys coucha (southern multimammate mouse), 1125 nucleotides long. It is a transcript of the gene Cimap1c, whose product is annotated as outer dense fiber of sperm tails 3 like 1. Gene Ontology annotation, cellular component: cytoskeleton. The coding region runs from base 148 to 975 and encodes 275 amino acids. The transcript is spliced from 5 exons. Lineage: Eukaryota; Metazoa; Chordata; Mammalia; Rodentia; Muridae. The record is from RefSeq and is a predicted model, not a curated record.